Gossypium arboreum is the source of this 555-nucleotide messenger RNA. RefSeq lists its product as uncharacterized. Lineage: Eukaryota; Viridiplantae; Streptophyta; Magnoliopsida; Malvales; Malvaceae. The record is from RefSeq and is a predicted model, not a curated record. Bases 1 to 555 code for a protein of 184 amino acids. The transcript has a single exon.
AUGGCUACAAGGCAACAAGCAUUAGAGGAGCAGGUGGCGAUGUUAUCUCUUUCGGUCCAAAAGACAACGAAAGGGGAUUCAGAAAAAAAUAAUGAAGAACAAGGCAGCAAUGAAGGCAAGAAAAGAAAUUCAGAUUCGCAACACGGUGGGGCCAUGGUGCCACGAUACUCUAAGAUGGAAUUUCCCACUUAUGAUAGGGUUGGAGAUCCUUUAGGAUGGUUAAAAAGAUGCGAAAUUUUUUUUGGCAAUCAACGGACCAACGAAGAAGACAAAGUCGGCCUAGCUUCAUUCCAUCUUUUAGGAGAGGCACAAUUAUGGUUUGAUCAAAUCGAAGAAGAGGAGGCAAAUCUGGAUUGGGAACGCUUCAGAGAGUGUUGUCAUAUCAGGUUUGGGCCACCUAUGAGUAAUAACCCCUUGGGGGAACUUGCAAACUUGAGACAAACUGGGACGGUAGAAGAAUAUCAACGCCAAUUUCAAUCACUACUUGCUAGGACUAUCGAUCUUAAACCUCGACAACAAGUAAACCUUUUCUUCUGGAUUGGUAGAGGAACUUAG